AUGACUUCUGUGACUCCCAGAGACGCCUUCUGUCUACUCCUGCCAGUUCCAAGAGAGACUGUCCGUUAUAUGAUGUACCUCCGACGUCUGUAUACUCUUUCUCGUACCUCGUCCCAAACUGGUACCCCCCUGCACGCUCUGUCGCGGCGCGUGUACUGCGAGAGCAACCGGGAGUACCAUCACGUUCUGCCCUAUCAGGAAGUGGAUGAGUAUCCUUAUGGUCCUCUUGAGAGUAAAAUCAAGGUGUUGCAGUUGUUAGUGGAUCAGUUUGUGACCACCAACAUCGCCCGCGACGAGCUGAUGUCCAACUACUACUUCGUGAAGGUGGAGGUGGAAGAUGAUGAAGGAUCAGUGGAGGAACUGGAGGAAGAGGAGAAGGAAAACUGGGAGAAAGCUCUGUCUGUGGAGCGCUUUGCAGACAUCCUCAGUGACUCUGCUUCCACCAGCGGAGACAGGAUGGGCCGGAACUACACCGAGAAAGACUUUGAAUAUGCUCCAACUAUUCCCUCUGUGUCAGUGAGUCCCUCUGCUGAGAUAGAGGAGGGCAGUUCAGUGACUCUGACCUGUAGCAGUGAUGCUAACCCAGCAGCUAACUACACCUGGUACAAGAGGAAUAACAAUUCAGACCUUCCUCCUCUCAGUGAAGGACAACGUCUUGUCUUCAGAUCCAUCCAGUCCUCUGACUCUGGACAGUAUUACUGUACAGCUGAGAACGAGCUGGGGACGAAGACAUCUGAAAACAUCUUUAUUGAUGUGAAAUAUGCUCCAAAGCCUCCCUCUGUGUCAGUGAGUCCCUCUGCUGAGAUAGAGGAGGGCAGUUCAGUGACUCUGACCUGUAGCAGUGAUGCUAACCCAGCAGCUAACCACACCUGGUACAAGGAUGAAACUUCAUACUCUUCUAUUCUGAAUGAAGAACCACAGUUUGUCUUUGGCUCCAUGCAGGCGUCUGACUCUGGAAAGUAUUUCUGUUCAGCUGAGAACACGAUGGGAAGGAGGACAUCUGAAAAGUUGUUUAUUGAUGUGAAAUGUGAGUGA
Notothenia coriiceps (black rockcod) is the source of this 1035-nucleotide messenger RNA. Lineage: Eukaryota; Metazoa; Chordata; Actinopteri; Perciformes; Nototheniidae. The record is from RefSeq and is a predicted model, not a curated record.